UCAUGCGGCUCUCACUCGGCGCCAGUCGCCCUCGAGCCGCCGCGAGGUUGUUACCUAUCGCUCUCGCGCACAGACCUGUGCAGUAUCCACCUGUGCAGUGCUACAAACGUUAUGUGCUGUGUAUUAUGUGUAUUUGUGUAUAAUUUUUAUGUGUAUUUUGUGUAGUUUACGUAGUACGGAUGUUUUUCGGAAAAUCGACGCAAAAUGCGGUAUAAGACCCUAUAUAUCAUAUAGCGGACAGAACACUUAGAUUCAUGUUUGAGGAGCAAAUCAGCAGAUACACAAUACAGAUGUUAUAUAAACGAAAAAAUAUAAACUGAUAGUUACCAAAGCCGAAAAGAAGGUACGAGUGUACCUAGAAACCAAUGACCGAUGAAAUCGAACAGGCAAUAGCCGACAAUGGCGAUAGGUUAGCCGAACCCGAACCGAAGGAACCGAAAGAGAAGCCACGUGUCUCGUUCAAUAGAGACGUUCACGUUAAGAGAUUCGGUAAACCACGUGAGACGCGGGGCGCCUCUGAUACUCUAUCAGUUAGAAAAGAACCUUUCACUCAUCUAUCUAAAGAAGAACUAAUUGAAGAAGCUAAUAAAGUACUAGCUGCUGCACAGAGCAUCACUUGCACUGCAGACCAUCCACCAGAGAAAUUCUUUUCUCUUCCUCACAGAAGAAAAUUCAAAGAAAACGCUAGAAGAAACAGUGACACUUCACCGGAUGGUAAAACUCCUUUGGGCAGGUCUACGAGCGAUGUGAGCACCAAGAAAGCUAAAGAAAGGACGUCGCUUUCUACGAUAUUCCGAAAAGCGCAAAGAAACAAGAGCCCCNUCACUUGCACUGCAGACCAUCCACCAGAGAAAUUCUUUUCUCUUCCUCACAGAAGAAAAUUCAAAGAAAACGCUAGAAGAAACAGUGACACUUCACCGGAUGGUAAAACUCCUUUGGGCAGGUCUACGAGCGAUGUGAGCACCAAGAAAGCUAAAGAAAGGACGUCGCUUUCUACGAUAUUCCGAAAAGCGCAAAGAAACAAGAGCCCCGGUGAGCCAGUCGUUGUUUCCACAAAACCAGUUGCAGUUGUAAAGAGGAGCAAAAGUGACGUCACCGAUCUGAAAUCUAAUACCAGCCUGAACACGCAAAAUAAACCAAUUAGGAAAAGAUCUGGCAGCGAAACUGAAGAAUUCCUUAAAUCACUCAGGAACAAAAAGUCGCAACUAUCGCCCAUUAUAGAAAGUUCACCGCGAGAAGACUAUUUCCAAAAGACUUCUCCACUGGAUCUACUUCAGAAGCAAAGGGUAACAAAAAAAGAUAAAGAUAAAGCAGAGGAGAAAAAAACAGAAAAUAAGAAAGUUAACCCAGUCGAGAAACCGCCAAGAUACAAAACUCCUGAGAACCAGGAUCCAAAGCCUCCAACAAGAACCAAGAGAGGAAAAUCUUCUGAAAUAGAUAAGUCGCCCUCCAUUACCGAAACACCGAAACGAAAAUCCGAAAUAAAGAAAACAAUUUUAGUUGAUGAAAUAGACGCUUCCAAAGCUAAAGAAAAUAAUUCCGCGGAAGUAAAAGAUAAGAUAAAAGAUAGCAUCCGGAAAAUCGAAGAGAACGUUUAUGGUAGCAAAGAUAUGAUACAUAGCAGUCAGCAGCCUCCUGAUAAACCGCCGCUGACUAGAGGACAAACUGUGGAUCAUAUCGUAAAAAUUCUAAAAGAAGAUCAAUUUACUUCUCCUAAGUCCCACUUGAUCGUACCUCCGAACGGGACUAACGUAAAUCAACCAUUUUCCUAUAUUAAGCCCAGUGUGAGUCCUGACCCAAACCUCUUUGUGAGAACUACCAGUCCUGAUAGAGUGCCAUCUCCAGUUAACAAAAUGACUGACAAACGAGUUGUUUACGCACAAGUAAUUAAAGAUAUCGCUGAUCACGAUAAAUCAAAAAUUGCACACAAAAAAAAUUCUCCAACGCGAGAAAGAUAUGUACACAAUUCAGAUGAAGAUGAAGGACUCGGCUAUGAAGAGAGAAAUAAGUUUUCAAGCACUCGAAUGUAUGAUUACGAUUACAAAGCUAAUGAAAACCCACAGUUUAACACGAUUGGCAGCUAUAAGAUAACCGAUUCACCAAUUAAGCCAAGAUUCAGGGAGUACAAGCUCAGGAGCUUCGAAGACCUGGAACCGACAUACGCUAAUGACGACUCACACGACUUAAUAAAUAAGUUUCGUGGAAGGGCCGACGGUAUGGACACGAAGAAGAAACAAUAUGAACCUGAACACACCAAAGUCGAUUUGGAUUUUAACGAACUAAGUCACAGACGUCAACUAUUAGAAUCGCGGUUAAACGCUCGAAGGCUCGAACGAGAACGAAACAAUAUUGGAGAACCUAUUUCCAGGUAUUUGGAAACAGACCCGAUUUACGAAGCAGAAAAACGAAUGAAAGCAACAGAAAGGUUUGUUAAUGAAACGGUUAGGUACUGUCGUAAUACUGUAGAGAGGGACGGCUUCGCCGAGAGUAGUGUCACUGAAGACUACAGCAAAUACGAUUCUGAUAAUCGUAAAGUUAAAUACAAUACUGAAACGAGAACUUACAAAGAUAAUAAAGGAGAGAUAGACAGAAGAGAGUUCGUUGAUAGAUACGAUUCACGGUACAAAGAGAACAGGAAGGUGUUCCCUCCUGAACCAGAAUACGAACCUCCAAGUCUUGAAUCCAAUCUACAAAAGCCAGUGCUGACUCCUAACGAAUACAAAGAAAAAAAAUAUAAAGUGAAAAAGCAUGUCACUUCUAGUCAGGACGCCCUGCAAACUGGACACAAAUUCAAAAUUAAGGACGAAUGGUUUGGUAAGCGGAAAGGUCACUACGCAUCCAACCCUGAAAUCGCUCAGGAACGUGAGGAGGAGUAUGCAAAUUUACCAAGAUUCUCGGAAUCUUACCAUAAUUCUUUACGCCGAGGCAAAAAUAAGGAUAAGUAUCAAGAUGAUUUUGCGAUCAGACGCCACGAUUCAGGUGACAGCAGAGAUUAUUACAGAGACGAUCGAUCUCCGAGGCGUUACGACAUCGAUAACAGACUUGUGGACUCUGGAAUCGAGAACGAUUUCCGUAAGGAUUCCAGUGGAGAAAUUCACAGACGGUAUAGGAGACACGAGAGCGAGGACGACGUCAGGAACACGUCGCUGUUCUUAGACAGCGAGAGAAGGCACACAGAAGACAACUACCCCAGCGAACAGAUAUACGCGAAUGGCGAGUACUUGGCGAGGUUCAAAGAUUACAGAGAUGAAGAGGAGAGGCGUUACAGAAAGGAGCAGGCAGGAAGGGAUCGGAGUGCCGAUGACGGGUCUCACUUUGCCCACAAAUAUGACAGCUACGACAAAAGUCCAAGCAGAACCAAUGAAAAAAUCAGUGCGAAACCCCCGAAAGCAACAAAAAAACUUUCUGGACUCGAAAAGAUGAAACAACUAUUCUCUCGCGACUCUUCGAAGAAGAGCAAGAAAGAGAAGGAACCUGUCCAGCAGAAGACUCGCACGCGGGUGCUCAAGAGCCCUGAACAUCUUGCCAAAGACGACUCCGAGUAUAGAAGAUAUACAGAUCCUGAACCAAGCGAUAUAGUCGUUAAGAAGAUAGACUAUGAAUGUCAAGCCGACGAAAGGAGAUAUAGGGGUUCCCGGGAAGACCUACACAGAUACAGAAGUAUCGAGCCUAGGGACAGUGAUGUGGAAAGGAAAUACAGAGAAACCGAUUAUGACAAAAGAUACGAGAACACACUAAAAGAAGAGAGAAGAUAUAAGGGUCGUAAAGAAGAAAGCAGGCGUUACAAUUCCUCAGACCGAGACAGUGACCAGCACUCUAGACCUUCGGAUGGCGACAGCGAGUUCAGAAAGUCAAGAUCUAAAACCAAUCGACCGCUGGAUUCACCUGCUUUGGCGGAGAGAUACAAGGAAAGGCGCCGACUGGCAACACCGAGCCCUACCCCUUCACCACCCCGCCGGCUGACAUCCAAUACUCCGACCUCGUCCGGAACUUGGUUCAAGUCUUUGGAUCGAUUGACAAGGAAGAAAGGAAAGAGUCCUAAGGUCGACAAGGAAAGCUCUCUAUCAAUGCAAGAGGAACCCAAGAAAUCCUGGAUGAAAUCGCAGAGCAGACCUCUGAACUCACCAGCGAAAAAUCUGAGGUUCUUCGGCGACACGGACCCGGAUUCCGAUGCCAACGUCAAGCAAAACGUGACUAAAACAAAAAGUCAUCCGCAACCAAAAACUCGCGGGACACUCCGGAAGACAAUAUCGAAUUCAAGUACAGGAAUCGACGAGAUAGACCACCCCGAGCUCUCCGGCAAGAGCUACUCACUCUCCAACCUCCAUCGGGAUGAGGUGGAUAGAGAAUCACCGCGCACCAAGCAAUACUACAAAAGGAACCUUCAAAAUAUAUCCGAAAUCCAGAGCAACUCUGAGAAUGAGAGUCAGUUCAAUCGGAAAGUCGAUACGAAACCUCCAAUCCCUUAUGACAGAUCCAGAAGUCACAGUAGUUCAAAGACUCUAAAAGCUAAGAGCGAUACCCGAAGGAGAACCGACGAAAGAGGCAGCUCAUCUGAUAUAAGAAGCAGUAAGCAAGAAUUGAACAGGGACAUGAAACAUAGACGAAGGACUCCAGUAACUAACUCCGGAGAGAGUAGUACGGAAGGGGAUUCUAGUCAUCAAUCACAACGCAGCGUUGUUUAUCUACAUGCAACAACAGUGGGUGAUAUUCCAGACCCCGGUCGAAUAUCACGCAAUCGUUCAAGAGACGACGUUUCAUCUAUCAACUCUUCAAAUAUUCAAGUCCGCAGCACCACAAAAAGUUUCUCUAUCUUCGCCCCAUGGACCCCGAAGCAUUAUAGCGAUCAAUACGACGUCCAUUAUGCACAGAAACCAAGAAAAAUGAAACCGAAAGAAACUAUGAAGAAAGCAGCAUCGACUAAAACUUUAACAGAUGAGAGACCAUCAUUGCAAAAGAAUAAAUCGUAUAGUCAAAGCACUUUGACCAAACGACCUCAAAAUAAUCGUCUAACUAGUUCUAGUACAACACUAUACAAAAAACCCGAAAAAAAAGUUGAGAGUACACGAAAGUCAACGCCUAGAGACGGGAAAAGAUCGGCAGACGUGAGCAGUCGGGAUAGUGAUAGGGAACGCGUUUCGCGCUCGAUAUCGAUGCCCAAAGAUAACAAUAAAAAGGCUGGUUGGUUUAAAUUAUCGAGUAAGAAUAAAAAACCUGAAAUUAACACUCGUGUGCGAUGAGGAUAAAAAAAUUCAUAAGGUUUUUUUUUAAUUUGAAUAUCAGUUAAAACAAAACUUAUAAUGAUACAAAGUACUAUAAUGAAUGAAGCUAUAACCAUUUCGGUUUGAAAAUAAUCACGAAGUUCAGCCCUUACAAUUAAUAACGAGAAAAUUUACCUUGUUUCAAAAUAGUAAUAUAAACUGUGGUUUAAAAAAAAUCUUAUAGAUCUACCAAGAAAUAGAACAUUUUUCUUUUUAGCAAAAAGAAGAAAAAUGUAGUUCCAAGAUUCAUCGUAGAACAAAAUGCCGUGGUGCUAUAUAAUUUUAAUUAAAUACCUAAGUUUUUACUUUUGUUCGACAGUGCCAUUGACACUAUGUUUCGUUACCAUUAAAAUUAUAAAUUAGUCUUAUCAAAAUGCUUCCAUGAAACUAACCUAGUAAUAUUAAAUAAUAUUUGUGCAUACGUAACUUUGCUUGUAAGUUGAAUUUUAUUAAUUAAGUAAUGAUAUGCCUUUUAGUGACUGGCUCUAAGUUCAAAAUUAUACAUUUAUUCUUCAUAACAUAGGUAGUUAUUGUGAAGUCUUACGAUCUAAUUUAUAAAAGCGUUAUUUUCGAAAAAAUUAAAAGCACAAGAAUAGAUGCCUGUGCCUAGGUAGGAACCAGUAUAGCACUGUGCUAUUUAUUUCUGAUAUAAGUACUUUGAGUAUUAUUAAUCGCCGACCUUAAUUUUAACAACUUAGUUCCGUCCAUUAUUAAUAAUAAAAUGUAACGAUAUUCCCUUUGUGAAUGUUUUUAUUAGAGUCAUAAAUAAUUCUAACUUAACUGUGAACGAUUUUUAAAUAAAACGAUUA
Bombyx mandarina (wild silkworm) is the source of this 6070-nucleotide messenger RNA. It is a transcript of the gene blo, whose product is annotated as bloated. NCBI's taxonomy places the organism in Eukaryota, Metazoa, Arthropoda, Insecta, Lepidoptera, Bombycidae. The record is from RefSeq and is a predicted model, not a curated record.